GCUUCCUGCGUGCUUCUGGACUUACUCGACGACGUGCUCGCUACCUGGCGGCCAUUAGCGCGCGCACACGUCGCCUUCGCCGAGUGCGGAAAGGCAAAACGCGGAGGAGGAAGCGGAGAGGACGGCGAGAGAGCCUCCUGCGAGCGCCAGCAUGGAGCGAGGCUUAGGGGGGCUGCCUCAGCCCUCCAAGCCGGUCAGCAUCUCAUCGAACCGGCCGGUUCACAUGAACUUAUUCGCAACCUGGGAAGUGGACCGUUCUUCGCCCAGCUGCGUGCCCAGGCUCUUCAGCUUGACCCUGAAGAAGCUGGUCCUUCUCAAGGAGCUGGACAAAGACCUCACCUCGGUGGUCGUCGCCGUCAAACUGCAGGGUUCCAAGCGGAUCCUCCGCUCCAACGAGAUCCUUCUGUCUUCGGCCGGCCUGACGGAGACCGACCUGCAGCUCACCUUCUCUCUGCAGUACCCUCACUUCCUGAAGAGGGACGCCAACAAGCUGCAGAUCAUGCUGCAACGCCGUAAGCGCUACAAGAACAGGACCAUCCUGGGCUACAAGACCCUCGCCCUGGGCCUCAUCAACAUGGCCGAGGUGAUGCAGCACCCGAGCGAGGGCGCUCAGGUUCUGGGCCUGCACAGCCAGCUGAAGGACGCCUCGCUACCCGUGGCCGAGAUGCGCGUCUACUCGCUGUCCAGCCAGCCCAUCGACCACGAGGGACCCAAGGCCAAGAUGUCGGACCGAUCUCCAGACAUAGACAACUACUCCGAGGAGGAAGAGGAGAGCUACUCAUCUGAGCAGGAGGGCAGCGACGAUCCCAUCCACGGACAAUACCUGUACGAUGAAGAUGAGGAAGUAAGGAAGAAGAAGCCCCGGCGGAAGCUGACGUCCAACGCCGCCAUCACCAGGCAGCCAAAUAUCAAGCAGAAGUUUGUGGCCUUGCUGAAGAGGUUCAAAGUCACCGACGAGGUGGGCUUCGGUUUGGAGCACGUGUCCAGGGAGCAGAUCCAGGAAGUGGAGGAGGACCUGGAUGAGCUCUACGAUAGCCUGGAGAUGUACAACCCGAGCGACAGCGGGCCUGACAUGGAGGAGACCGACAGCAUCAUGAGCACGCCCAAACCCAAACUCAGGCCCUUCUUUGAGGGGAUGUCUCAGUCUAGCUCCCAGACAGAGAUCGGAAGUCUGAACAGCAAAGGCAGUUUGGGCCGGGAUACUCUGAGCCCGGGGGAGCACCUUCCUACGGAGAAGAUGAAAACAUCCCACAGCCGCACCCUGGACGAGGCAAUUUCAGAGAGCGAGACGCUGGAAGGGGCAGAUCAGGAGCUGCUCGCCGACACCGCGCCCUGCAUCACGGUGUCCGUGCCGGAGAAACCUCGUACGCCCAUGAAGACUGGCAAAAGUGAAAGCCAACCGGCGCCAUCGCCACGGUUGGACGGAGGCCACACCCCCUCCAGGCAGAAGCGCAGCGGCAGCACCCCCAUCAAGUCCAAAGCGCCGAGUGAGCGCGCCAACAGCUCGGACUCGGAAAGGUCGCCCGAGCUGGGACACGGCACGCCGGUGCUGAGGAAGGCCAUGUACGACCAGCUCAACCACAUCCUGUUGGCUGACUCGGCCCUCCCGGAGAGUCUCAUCCUGGUCAAUGGCGGAGACUGGCAGGGGCAGUACGUACUGGAGCAGCUGCAGAUGCACAAGCAGCCGGUGGUGUGCACCUGCUCGCCAGCGGAGAUCCAGGCCGUCCUGUCUGCCAUUCUCACGCGCAUCCAAAAGUUCUGCAACUGUAACGCUUCCAUGCCACGCGCAGUGAAGGUGGCAGCUGUGGGCAGCCAGAGUUACCUGGCUGCAAUCUUGCAAUUCUUCGUGACUCAACUGGCCAACAAAACAUCCGACUGGCUCAACCACAUGCGCUUUCUUGUGGUUCCUCUGGGCUCCCAUCCUGUCGCCAAGCAUCUGGGCGCCCUGGACAACCGCUAUAGCUCCUCCUUCCUGGAUGGCGCUUGGCGAGACGUUUUCAGUCGGACCGAGCCUCCUCCCACAGAUCAACUGGAUGUGGCGGGAAGGAUCGCUCAGUACAUAAGCGGCGCCACGCUCACUCACCAACUUCCCAUCGCUGAGGCCAUGUUGACCUGCAAACACAGGAUGCGAGAGGAAGAAUCCUACCAGAAGUUUAUUCCCUUCAUCGGUGUGGUCAAGGUGGGCGUGAUUGAGUCUGGGCCCUUGUUGGCUGGCGACACAGAGGAGGGCGUUGCUGUGAGCUUGGCCGUCCCUUCCUCGUCCCCGCCAUCCCAUGGCUCCCCCGCAGGGAUGAUCAAGGAAGCGGCCACUCCCCCUUCGUCCCCAUCCAUGGGAAGCGUCGCCGUCCAGGGGAGCCCCGGCAUGUCACAUGGCGUGGACGCCAUCGGGCUGCAGGUGGACUACUGGCUGGCGUCGCUGGCCGAGAAGAGGCGAGAAGGAGAGCGGCGCGACACGGCCUGCAAGAACACGCUGAAGAGUGCCUUUCGCUCACUGCAGGUCAGCAGGCUGCCGAGUGGGGGCGCCGGCGGUGGAGGCGAGCCUCACGGCAUUCAAUUCAGUACAAUGGCCAUGACGGUGGUGACCAAGGAAAAGAACAAGAAAGUGGCCACCAUCUUCCUGGGAAAGAAACCCAAAGAGAAGGAGGUGGACUCUAAGAGUCAGGUGAUCGAAGGCAUCAGUCGCCUCAUCUGCUCGGCCAAGCAGCAGCAGACCAUCCUAAAAGUGUCUGUCGACGGUGUCGAGUGGAAUGACGUCAAGUUCUUCCAGUUGGCCGCCCAGUGGCCUACUCACGUCAAAUACCUUCCUGUCGGACUUUUCGGUUACAACAAGCCCCCCUCCUAGAUGGCAGCGGUUGUCCAGUGGGCACCUUGGCUUGACCUUUGCCCCUCCUACACAUGCACACACGUUGCGCUUUAUGCAAUCCAGACGAACCGUCACAUUCCUUAUGCUUUCCCUUAUCACAACCGGGACCCUUAUUGUGAGAUUUUAAGUACUACAGUGUUCCCCCGCUAAUGUGUGAGUUGACAACGCCCCAAAAAGCUUUAUAAUUGCUUACUGAUGCCACAAGAUGGUGGCAAAGCACUACUUUUCUGUUAUGGACUAACUAAAUGAAGAUGGGAUAAGUAUUUUAAAUAACAUGUUUAAAAGAAAAAAAAAACAGUGAACAGGUUUAUUAUCAAAUUGUGACUAUGCAGGGGAACACUGUACAUUAAAAGUGGCUAUGUAUGUGUAAGAAUGUAUCUUCCAUCGCACAGAACAGGUUUGCCAUGCCACUGUGUGUAUAUGUUGUAUUGUGUGAACAAAAAAUAUGGCAUCUUUGUUCCAUCAAAACUUAAGGACACCAAGUAGGUGACUGUUU
Messenger RNA from Hippocampus comes (tiger tail seahorse), 3359 nucleotides. RefSeq names its product phosphofurin acidic cluster sorting protein 1 (gene pacs1b). NCBI's taxonomy places the organism in Eukaryota, Metazoa, Chordata, Actinopteri, Syngnathiformes, Syngnathidae. Gene Ontology annotation, biological process: protein localization to plasma membrane. The coding region runs from base 152 to 2842 and encodes 896 amino acids. The record is from RefSeq and is a predicted model, not a curated record. The transcript is spliced from 24 exons. Gene Ontology annotation, molecular function: transmembrane transporter binding.